Molecule: messenger RNA, 1709 nt
Organism: Lycium barbarum (goji berry)
Lineage: Eukaryota; Viridiplantae; Streptophyta; Magnoliopsida; Solanales; Solanaceae
Product: aspartyl protease family protein 2
Exons: 2
Coding region: 113-1483 (456 amino acids)
Biological process (GO): proteolysis
Molecular function (GO): aspartic-type endopeptidase activity
Source: RefSeq, a predicted model, not a curated record
GAAUCAAUCAAUAGUGAGAGUAACACUGACGUACGUAUAAAUCAACCAACCCCUUCACUCCAUAUUUCUCUUUCUUCCUAGAUUUUAAUUAACUCUCUCACAAUUUACUUCAAUGGCAACAACAUCACCAUUCUUGUCCCUUCUUCUCUUCUCUCUCUUUUUCUUCUUCUCCUCCGCCACCACUUUCUCCACCACCAACCGCCGCAUAAAAAAAGUCGAAUACUUAAAACUCCCAUUACUCCAUAAAGACACAUUUCCCUCAAAUCCUUCACAAUCACUCUCUUCUGAUAUCCACCGUUUAAACACCCUUUACUCCUCCCUUCUCCACCGUAGCGCUAAGCUCCCGCUAACUUCCGGUGCUUCCUCCGGCAGCGGACAGUACUUUGUCGAUCUCCGACUAGGUACGCCACCGCAACGCCUCCUUUUAGUGGCCGACACAGGUAGUGACCUUGUUUGGGUAACUUGUUCCGCCUGCCGUAAGUGCACGCGCGGCCGUGGCAACUCAGCAUUCCUCGCACGCCACUCUUCAACUUACUUCCCUUACCAUUGCUACGACAAGAAAUGUAACCUCGUACCAAAACCAAAAGGUGUCGCGUGUAACCACACGCGCCAACAUAGCCCGUGUAGAUACGAAUACUCUUAUUCGGACAAGUCGGAAACUAAAGGUUUCUUCUCAACUGAAACGACGACGCUGAAUGCCAGCUCAGGUAGUUCAGUUAAGUUUAAGAAAUUAUCAUUUGGUUGUAGUUUUCAAGCAUCCGGUCCAAGCAUAACCGGUCCGAGUUUUAAUGGUGCACAAGGAGUUAUGGGUUUGGGCCGCGGUUCAAUUUCAUUAGCGAGUCAACUGGGCCGCCGGUUCGGUAACAAGUUUUCUUAUUGCUUAAUGGACUAUACAUUAUCUCCAACUCCAACUAGUUAUUUACUAAUCGGACGGUCAAACACGGUCAACGCUUCGAAAAUGAGUUACACCCCAAUGAUAAAUAAUCCGUUUACUUCGACGUUUUAUUAUAUUGGAAUCGAAAGUGUUUAUAUUGAGGAUGUGAAAUUACCGAUACGCCCUUCGGUUUGGGCAAUUGAUGAGUUAGGUAACGGUGGGACCGUUAUAGAUUCAGGGACAACAUUGACAUUUCUCGCCGAGCCGGCUUAUAGGCGUAUAGUUCGAGCGUUUAAGCGGCUCGUCAAGCUGCCCAAAGCCGAUGAUAAGACUAUGGGGUUUGACUUGUGUGUUAACGUGUCGGGUGUGGUGCGACCGAGUUUCCCAAAGAUGAGUUUUAAACUGAGUGGUGGCUCGGUUUUGUCACCGCCACCCAGGAAUUACUUUAUUGAUACGGCGGUGGACGUUAAAUGCUUGGCAUUGCAGCCGUUGACCGCGCCGUCGGGGUUCUCGGUUAUUGGAAACCUAAUGCAACAAGGGUUCGUGUUUGAAUUCGAUAGGGAUCGAUCGCGAAUUGGUUUUUCCCGGCGUGGUUGUGGCAAGCCAUGAUAACUCGGUGGCUCACCGAGUCUUGGAGUUUUUUUUUUUUUUUUUUUUUCAUUUUUGGUUUUGGGAGGUGGGGUACAUUUUUUUUUCCUGUGGAAAUUAAUAUAAAUCGAUUUGUUGUUGUGAAUUGUGUUAUAAAAUAUAAUUGUACUAUUCUUGUCGUUUUUAUACGAAACGGCCAAAGAUAUGUUGGAGAGAGGAAGAUAUAAGGGACAAGAUGUUUUUGUUG